Dentiscutata heterogama is the source of this 537-nucleotide messenger RNA. The record is from the annotation of a GenBank genome assembly. Lineage: Eukaryota; Fungi; Glomeromycota; Glomeromycetes; Diversisporales; Gigasporaceae.
AUGAUAGUGCCGAUUUCUCACGAAUUAGCUCUUAAAUUAAUAGAAAGUGUUGGUUGGCACAGCGACCAAUUAACAAACCUUGGACCGCGUCCGAUCAUUGGCUCGCUUUCACUUGGUACCACGCGUCAAUUUCGUCUUCGUCGAGUUAAUGAAAGUUCGUCCAGAAUAAUAUCCAUUCCUCUCCCUCAUAAUUCACUUCUUAUCAUGUGGCCACCCUGUCAAGAACUUUGGAAGCAUGAAGUAUGCUCUCAAAAUGUCAUUGAUAAUCUCCAUCCAAUCGCAGGAUCAAAGAGGAUAAACAUCACUUUCAGACAAUUCAGAGAUGAAUAUACUGCUGAAUGGACACCAAAGUGUUCAUGUGGGAUUCCAUGUGUUUUGAAACCAGUAAUGCGGGGCUCAAAUAUUGGCCGAUAUUUUUACAUGUGUUAUGCUGCAGGAGUUAAUGAAGGUCAAAAGUGUGAAUUUUUUGAGUGGUUGGAUAUUUCUAAACGGCAAAUCGAUUACAAGAGGAAAUAUGGUUCUUUUGAAUCCAUCUGA